AUGGACACCGAGUGCCAGAAGGAACGCUAUUCCCUCACACUGGUCAAUGGUCCAAGUGACAAGCAGGCAGCCAAAGAUUACAUCGCGAAUGUGGACGUGAACAACGACAACACCAUUUCACAGUAUCUUACCUUCAGCGGCAACAACAAGAACAAUCUCAUGACAAUCAAGUUGGCUGGUGUCGUCGCCGUGUGCUAUUGCGGGAUGGAUGAAUGUGAAAGCCCGUCCUUCUGGAUCUUCGGUGGCCUGAUGACUAUUCAGGGACCAGAAGGUGGCCGCAACUUCAUCUUCCCCACGAACGUAGUCGUCAAGUUCGACUUGAAGGGAUGGGGUUUCAGUCCGAACGACAAGAUUCGCAUCAUCCCUGCGACGUCACAAUGUUCGGGCAGAAAACUCAGCUCUCCACUAGGGUGCUCACUUCUUGCAGGGACUGACCGGAGGAUGCCGUCCAGUCCAAGCCUGUCCGGGCAAGAGAUGAGCAGACUGAAGGGACAAGCGCCAUGA
Molecule: messenger RNA, 504 nt
Organism: Symbiodinium pilosum
Lineage: Eukaryota; Dinophyceae; Suessiales; Symbiodiniaceae
Source: the annotation of a GenBank genome assembly